AUCGCAUAAUAACACACAACAAGCGAAAAAGCAACAGCUAAACAUUCACAACUAAUCCACGGCCCUUUGUAAGUCCCUGGAUGAUUGAUUGUGAUCACUGCAAAGUGCGGAACUGUUUUCAAAUCAUCUCCAGCUCUCUGUGCUUUCCGCAAUAAGGCGUAACCAUCGUCGUCAAAGAGUUUAAUAGUGAUAUCCCCAUUCCUGGCAUUCUUCACUUCUUCAGUCCAACUUAUCUGGUAUUUGUUUGGUCCCGUCAUUCCAACCGGUUGAAUUGUAUCACCCAGUAAAGAAUACAAAUUUGUAAGUGAUCCCGACCCACAUUUUACAUUAAAUUCCGAAAUGUAAGCAAUGUGAGUGAGGAUUGUUGCGUCUUGAGUUGUGUAACUCGUCGACUUAAUUUCCGGAUUUUCACACGAACUGAACGCGCCGCUUAUAAGAAACACUUGGAACACAAAAAACAGCGGGAUUUUAUUCAUUUUUCCCGUUAUUUGAACAAAUUAUGAUCACCGGUAGUUUACAAAUUUGUGGUUAGGUUUAAAAUGUCAUUAAGUAACCUCAAAAAAUUUUAACACGUUUUUUUGGUUUUCGGUUCUGCAAGGAUUAUUCAGUAUCGAAAUGCCGAAAGCUGCAGUUAUAUCACAGUGUAAGCACCCAAACAGCAGAAAGACCAAUGCCCUUGUGAAACAAAUCAAAAAGACCAAGGCCCGUGAAAAAAUCAAGCAAAACAGUAAUAUAAAGUUAAAUUUGUUGGGAGAGAAAAUUUUAUGGUUCAGAGACAACUUGGAGCCAGAUUGUAGUUCAUACAGCCCUAAAAAAGCCUUGGGAUUAGUCGAAAAAUAUUUGUCAAGGUUUGAUGAAGAGCUGGAACAAAUAAAACUGAAACACUCAAUUGGGAAUAGGAAAAAUCGUCAACAUGCAAGUAGAGAAGAUAUUAUUAAAUUGACUAUGAAAACAGAAAAGGAAGAAUUCAAUACAUGUGGUUUGGAAAUUCCUGAUCUUUUGAACACACAACAAUAUCGUCUGUUGAAAGAAUGGAAUGGUGAAUUGAGAUUUCUACCAAAAUUUAAGCUAAAACGCUAUAAUCGCAAAGCUCUAGAGAAUGCAACCAAUAACAAGGAACCAAGACCUCCACAAUCACAAACAAGUUGUACGAACGAUACAAUGGAUACUACUUAAAUAAAUAAUUUUUUUAAUAAGA
Tribolium castaneum (red flour beetle) is the source of this 1198-nucleotide messenger RNA. RefSeq lists its product as uncharacterized. The transcript has 5 exons. The record is from RefSeq and is a predicted model, not a curated record. NCBI's taxonomy places the organism in Eukaryota, Metazoa, Arthropoda, Insecta, Coleoptera, Tenebrionidae. Gene Ontology annotation, cellular component: nucleus. The coding region runs from base 616 to 1176 and encodes 186 amino acids.